Prunus armeniaca (apricot) is the source of this 360-nucleotide messenger RNA. The record is from the annotation of a GenBank genome assembly. Lineage: Eukaryota; Viridiplantae; Streptophyta; Magnoliopsida; Rosales; Rosaceae.
AUGGACAUGAAGAUCAAGAUCUCCCUUGCCAUCCUUCUAUUUGCUGCCUUGAUGAGUGUGGUCUUGGCUGAUAAUAAGGAAGCUCAUCCCCCGAAGCACUCAGGCGGGGCACAUGCCCCGAAGCACUCAGGCGGCGCCCAAGCCCCAAAGCACUCAAGCGGUGGCAUGCAUGCCCCAAAGGGAGCAGCUUCUGCCCCAGAGGGCACAGCUUCAGUCUCAGCUGAAGCUCCUGCCGCGGCCAAGGAUUCCGCUUCAGCCCCGCAAGCAUCAAGCAGUACUACCCCCACUACAUUGUCCCUUGUUGGCUCUUUGGCUGGUGCCUUCCUUUCAUUUUUCUUUGUCUAUUACUUGCAAUACUAA